Molecule: messenger RNA, 3197 nt
Organism: Podarcis muralis (Common wall lizard)
Lineage: Eukaryota; Metazoa; Chordata; Lepidosauria; Squamata; Lacertidae
Source: RefSeq, a predicted model, not a curated record
AUGCCCUGCAUGUGUUUUUUCUUUUCUUUUUAAGGCACCAGACUCAGCCCUAGAGAGAUUUGUCACUUUUCAGGGCUUCAGUCCACUUGUUCAGAUGCAAGGAAAGAUAGUCCGCUGUGGUGCUUCAGCAGAUGACAAUGUGAUGGAAUGAGCCAAGGACGAUGGGAUCCCGGAUCAAGGAAAAUCCUCAGAAAAUAUUUGACCUGUUCUUUGAAGCUGCCUGUCCAACGCUUGCAGAAGAUGAUCCUCAAGUGCUUAGACAGUUCCCUCCGGAGUUCGAUGACCAGGAUUCAAUCCAGAUACUGCCCAAGUUUUGCUUCCCCUUUGAUGUCGAAAGGGUCAAGGAGAGCCCUACGAUCCAACAUUUCACUUUUGUACUCACCGAUAUGGAUGGAAAGCAACGCUUUGGUUUCUGCCGCUUGGCCGUGGCCUUCCGCACCUGCCUGUGUAUCCUCAGCUACGUGCCCUGGUUUGAAGUUUUCUACAAGAUCUUGAACUACAUCGCAGACAACUUGGCCAAGGAACAGUUCACAGAGCUGGAUGUGUUCUUGUCUGCACUUUAUCUCCAUCCUGUUCCUGACCUCAACAGCCCCAUCAGCCUUGAAUUUGAUCUAAAGAUGACCAAAUUGAAAAUUUCCACUGAGAAGGAUCCAAACAAACAAGACAAGAGACAGGAUCCGGACCCUGGAGCUGCAUCAGUUUAUUUCAUUGCCCCUGACCAAGGCAAACUCCCCACCAUCCCUGAAAGUAGGAACCUGACAGAAUUUGUUGUGGCCGUGGAUGCAAACAACAUGUUGCGCCUGUAUGCGAGCCUGCUCCAUGAGCGACGGAUCCUGCUCACCACCAGAAAACUCAGCACGCUCACAGCCUGUGUUCAGGCCUCCCUCUCCAUGUUGCAUCCCAUGCACUGGCAACACAUCUACAUCCCAGUGCUGCCUUCGCACCUCCUUGACUACUGCUGUGCCCCCAUGCCCUACCUCAUAGGAAUCCACACCAGCUUCAUGGAGAGAGUGAGGAGCAAGGCCCUGGAAGAUGUCGUCAUUCUCAACAUUGACAGCAACACCUUUGAAUCGCCCUUCCAGGACCUGGAAAACCUCCCAAGUGAUGUAGUUACGGCAGGGGCCAAAGGCCAUGCCAAAAUGCGGCUGAAGAAUAUGCGGAGCCGUCUCAUGGAAAAGGAUUCCAGUACAGGCCCUCAUCGACAGCGAGGGCAUUCCUCGAACUGUGACCAUAUCUCCGACCCCAUCAUACCCACCAGGAAUAGGCAGUCUGAAAGCUUGCAAAGCCGGUUGCCCAUCACCCAGCACUUUGGGAAGUCUCGCCCCAGGCGACCACAAAGACAGAGCAGCAGUACAGAAUUGGAGUCACAAAGGGAAGUUUCCAACUCUUCCAGCUCAAGCUCGCUGGAUUGUUCUUUGGAGCCUGGAGAACCUGAAAAUCUGCACCCGGACUUCCUGGAUACAGGUGGGAUUGACCUCUUAGGUGAAAUCUUUGAGACUCUAAACUUGCUGGAGCCAAGCCAAGCCCAGCGGCCACUCUAUGGGACGCGGAGCCUGGACUUCUGCAACCUAGAAGAGAGGAACUUCUAUACCAAGCAGAGGCCCAGCAGGAACACACUCCAUGAACCCCUGUCUGAGGAAAAGGAUGAUGGUGGUGGUGAUGAUGAUGAUGAUGACUCAUUGUCCGAGGGCACCCUGCUCCCAGCCUCUCCGGAUCAGGAGCAUGUGCAGAGUGCUCUGCUAGUGUCCACCAGAGCAGCAGAAAAUAGCUUUGAGAAGUGGGACCGUGACGUCCCUGAACCCGAAGAGAUUCCUUGCCCUGAGAAGUCAGCAGUUCCAUCGCAAGGGGAGACAGCAGUUCUUACCGCUGGCUAUGAGCUGCCGCAAGUGGCAUGGACCCGGAAUACAGACCACGAGAACUCCAGUACAAAUGAAAAUGGAACUGAAAGCUGCACUGAGGUGGAGUCCGGACAGGAGUCUAGGACUGACCAGAUGCUCAAACUCACUCCAGCCAUUGCCGCCACCAAGGCAGAGCCACCAGCAACCAAUUGCCCUGGCAUCCAAUCACCUGCGGCUUUGUCCCAAAGAAAAGUGAAUGUGGACACCGACUUCAAGACCAAGCACGGUGUGUCAGCCCUUGGGGUGGUCACUAGACCACCAUACUCCUUGACUUCCCGGCCCUUGGCCAAAGUGUCAGAGCUGAAGAAAAGAUUCGAGGCCUAGAAAGUGAGUGAGGAGUCUGUAGCCUUGGAAGAGGAACACCUGUCUGUUCUUUUUGACUUCCGGGGUGAAGUAGUAGCUUCUGUGGCCGGAGGCUGCACUACAGGCCUCUCCUCUGGUGCCACAAGGCAGCUCUGGGCUUUGAAAGGCACUGGGGGAAACACCCCAUCGCUCCGGGAAUCAAUAGUGACUUCUAGAAGCAGAAGUGGGUUCUCCUCUUAGUCCCAGUGCAUAGGACUCGCUUGCUGCCCUGACUUGUAAGCUGCCCCCUGCUCACUACUAAGAGACAGCAGUGCUUUUUUUCUGGGGAUACUCAUACACCUGAACAUUUUGUGAAUCUAUGUUUGGCCUCAUUGAAGGGCGGAAUUUCAAUAUGAGUAGGAAAAUGAGAGUACCCCUAAACAUUUUUAAAGAAAAAAUCAAUGUGUGUGUGUGCGUACAGUCAUAUUCCUGGGACUGGGGGAAAGACUGCUUUAGCACCAUUCCUCUCCUAAACACAUGAAAUUGCUCUUCAUGUAACUUUUCCCAAUAUGGAAACCGUAUCAGGGAAAGUAUGUAACUGGAAAAGGACAAGCUAUCAUCUUGGGCUGUUUCAACAUAUGCACUGCUUGCCACUCAGUGGCUGCAACAUCAGUUAAUUUGGGGGGGGGGUGCACACGUGAAUAAACAUAAAUAAAACCAAGGAACUUUAGCUCCAGAUGUGGUAAUGGCCACUGGUUUUUAGGUAGCAGUAGUCAAUAAAUUCGUGGAACAGACAGGUCUGUCGGUUGCUGUUAUUUAUGCUAGCCAAAUGGACCCUCCAAGUUCAAAGUCUCUGAAUACCAGCUGCCUGGGCAGGGGUAGCAAUGCAAGUGAGGCUGUUUCCUCCAUUCACUGCUGGUGGCCUUUCCAGAAGCACCUGGCUGACUGUUGCUAAAAUCAAAUAAUUGUAGGCAAAAGCUAAAUGUAAAGGACCCCUAGAUGGUUAAGUCCAGUCAA